AGUGGCUGGCGGACUGCACUGCACCGCUCCGCGCCUGGGGACGCCGGCCCGGCCGCCAUCUUGGUGCCCACAAGGCGGUGGUUUUUCCCUCAGAGGCACCGAGAGAGCUGGAAUUGUUAUUCCCAGGACUAUUGAUGGAUGGAUUGUGGGGUCAGAGGGAGGAUUGAGUUACCUCAGUAUCAUUGACUGGAGUUGGGUUGUCCUCAGGACCACUGAUGGGGCAGGGAAUCUUUGGGAGAUAUCUUGACAUGGAUUCGGAGUAGACGGGGGAUUAUUCUGCCCUCACGGGGUUGAGGGAGAUACUUUGGCCUGAGAUUCGUCUACAAGUAGAGUGAACCAGUUUUUGCCUCAUGAUCAUGAAGGAUAGAUUGGGGACUGAAGGACUAUUGAGAUAUUUUGGCCUCGGGACAACUGGGAGGUGGUUGGGAUAGAUCAGUUCUUCACUCUAGACCAUUGAAGGGUAGAUUGGAGGCAGAGUAGAGGUUGCUGUGGUGUCCAGACCAUAGGGAUGGUGGAGGUAUUUUGGCCAUUGGGGGAGAGAUUGGGGAAUAAGGGCUGGGUUGGGUUCAAGACCAUUGUCGGAGGUUGGGGAGGUGCUUUGUUCUCAGGACCAGUCUCUCCUCACAGAGCCGGAGGGAUUAAUCGCAGCAACCACUGUAAGGAUAGACCUGGGGAGGACCUCCACUUAAUGUCUGAAAUCCCUCAGGAGACUCCCUUCCCUCAAUUCAACACCUCCUACAUCGCACCAUCACCCUCAGCCCCUGACCACAGGGGGAGGGGUGGGACCUCUGUGAUGUCAGGGGUCUAUUCUGACAUCAAGGCUUUAAUCUCCCUGGCCCCUACAUCCUCUGGGAUGUUUCCCCAUGGAUCAGGUGGAUAGGUGUUCAGAACGGAGACCAGAUGAAUGUGGUGUAGAGGAGGAAGAACUGGAUGUUCAUGAGAGCUGACGGCACAGCUAAAGAGUGGAGUGGCAACGGGAGGCAGAGCACGGACAUUAACAGCAGACCCCUGUAACCGCUGCUAUCCAACCAGCAUGCUGUUGUAUCUACUCGUCAGCCUGCUGGGGAUCAGUGUGCUCUUGGCCAUCGCCCUCUACCUGAUCAGAGGUCGGUCCCAUUCCCAACAGCUUCCCGAGGUGUCCCGGCUGGAUGCUGAACAGGAUCUCAUGCAGUCAAAUAUUGUGUUUGGCAACGUAUCGGGAAAAGUGGAAACACCAGAUUCUAGUGAGGUGUUUAAUGAGUUGGUCACAUUUCAGUCUUCAUUAGGUGACGAUCACUCUUUGCUGCUGCGAAGAUCGAAACAGCGUUCCCUCCUCUCACGGCUCAAGCUGUCCACAUUCAAAUCAAAGAAAGCCGAGUGGAGCCAAGGGUCCAAGGCUGCCCCCGAGAGGAGCAUGGCUGACCUUUCCUCACUGGGAGAAUCGGUGACCUCGCUGACCCAGGUUCCUGCCCCAGUCGGUCCGGGUGAGAAAGCAGCAGAUAGGAGCAAGAGUCUGAAGCCUCCUCCAGCAACGACCAUUCCCUUGCCGGAGGUGGAGGUGACCCAGAUCCCAGCACCGACUCGCCGCAGUGAUGAGGGGUCCCCCACCCAGCUGGAGAGAAACGUGGUCAAGCCGGAGGAAAUGGUGAUCAAACCAGAGACAACUGUGGUCAAGCCCCCACCACUCCCUGAGGCGGUCCCCCCUGUACAGCCGUUGCCGCCAUUCCGUCAGACCAUCCCUCCGAGGAAGGGCAGGGGCCGCCAGCCUGUCCCUCGGCCCCGAAGGAAUCUGGAGGAAAUUGGCAGGCUGAUGAGCGGCAAAAUGGAAAAGCAACAGAUGGUGAAUGAAUAUCCCAGUGAUCAACAGGGUCGCUCAGAGGAGGACAGGAAAACAACAACGUCAAAGGUGUCAGAACAGAUGGAGAAGAGAAUCCCAAAGGAACGCAAGAAACUGGGGAAAAAGAGCAAAGGUCAUCCAAGGUUACGGACCAAGCCCAGCACGAUGCUCAGUGUCGGUGGAACGGACCUGUGGUCAGACCACACCCAAUCUGGCACAUCGCAGGUUCCUGAGGCUGGAUCCGACGUGGAGUCAGAGACCAAUUUCGAGAUGUGGGUGACGCAGCUCGAGGCCCCGCAGAGUCCAAAGUUCAGUGAGGAGCGGGCUCAGCUAGCCCAGCCGAGCAAGGCCAAGUCCAAAGCUGAGGGCAAACGUAAAGUGAAGACUUCCACCCGCACAGCAAAAGCAGGGCCGAAGGAACGUACAACCCAGCCUUGAAGAGCAGCAGGAACACAAAGGUUGUUGGUGAGAAGCUCACUCGGCCAUCCCCUCGAAUCAACAGGACACUGGUUGUGCAGGGUGUGCACUUGAUCAGAGUCUUCCUCUCUCCCCAGGUGGGGCUGAGUCUGAUCGAUAGAAAAUUACAUUCGGAUUUAGCCUGGAAUUUUAUUGUGGACUGUGGACACUCCAUAUGAGAAUGAAAUGUGAUCAUUACUCAAUGCUUCCAGUUUUCACUGACCCUCGUAAUGACUGAGAGAAGGGGGGUGAGGUGUAGGAGUGGUGACUUUGUCAUCUCUCUUUCUCUUUACCACUCACUCCCCUAUCCCCUCCAUAUGUAACGCUGUUCCCUCCUCCCACCAUAUGUAACACUCCACCGUACAUAACG
Molecule: messenger RNA, 2642 nt
Organism: Mobula hypostoma (lesser devil ray)
Lineage: Eukaryota; Metazoa; Chordata; Chondrichthyes; Myliobatiformes; Myliobatidae
Product: ubinuclein-2-like
Exons: 13
Coding region: 1034-2254 (406 amino acids)
Source: RefSeq, a predicted model, not a curated record